Molecule: messenger RNA, 1326 nt
Organism: Sphaerodactylus townsendi
Lineage: Eukaryota; Metazoa; Chordata; Lepidosauria; Squamata; Sphaerodactylidae
Product: calmodulin-1
Exons: 6
Coding region: 263-712 (149 amino acids)
Molecular function (GO): calcium ion binding
Source: RefSeq, a predicted model, not a curated record
CUACUACUACGGCUACUCCUAGAGAUUGUGUCUCUCCCCCCGCCUUCCCGUCAUUUAUUUUAAUGCUGCGGCCGGCUGUCGGGACUCGUUUGCGGGGGCGGAGGGAUACGCACGCGAGGGCGUGAGGUCGAGGAACGUUCGCCUCCUGCCGUUGGGCGCGGGAAGAGAGGGGAGGGGGCGGCGACUCAGCCCGGGGCGGAAGGAGACGGACACAGCCAAGAGCUGAAAGGUCGCAACGCCAGGUCCCCUCCCCCUCGUCGCCAUGGCUGACCAGCUGACAGAGGAGCAGAUUGCAGAGUUCAAGGAGGCCUUCUCCCUCUUCGACAAGGAUGGCGACGGCACUAUCACCACCAAGGAACUUGGCACAGUUAUGCGCUCCCUGGGGCAGAACCCCACGGAGGCUGAAUUGCAAGACAUGAUCAAUGAGGUGGACGCUGAUGGGAACGGCACCAUUGACUUCCCAGAAUUCCUCACUAUGAUGGCCCGGAAGAUGAAGGACACAGACAGCGAGGAAGAGAUCCGCGAGGCCUUCCGGGUCUUUGAUAAAGAUGGGAACGGCUAUAUCAGCGCUGCAGAGCUGCGUCAUGUCAUGACCAACUUGGGCGAGAAGCUGACAGAUGAGGAAGUCGACGAGAUGAUCCGGGAAGCAGACAUAGACGGGGACGGACAAGUCAAUUAUGAAGAGUUUGUACAGAUGAUGACUGCCAAAUAGGAAGAGCAACUGCUGCCCCUCCCCUUCCCUGUACAGAAUGGAAGGACUGCUUACCAUAGAGAUCUCACCCAGCCCCGUCUGUUUGGCACUCACGCUCCAUUGACGCUUUAGCGGUUUGUGGCCAUUCUUCACCAUCUCCCCCCCCUCCCCACAGAUUGUGAACCCUCCUGCCCCCCCUUCCCCAUGUUUACACGCUAGCACUCAUGGAGGGUGCAGCUGGGACUGGGAAGAGCUGGGUGGGGAGGGGUAAAGCGGUGCUAAGUUCCUAGCAGUGGGAAGCCGGGAGGGCAGGAGCUGUUGGGGGGGGGGGUGUCCUUCCUCCUCAUUGGCUCCAUUCCUGGCUCGCACCUGCUCGUUUGUCCAAAGGCCAUGUCCCAGCCAGCGCGUAAUAUUUGCAUCCCGUGGACUGUCCUGUUCAGCUGACUGCAGUUGUCUUCCUGGGAGUAUCUGCAUAUUUUGGGUAUAUUGUAACUGUUAACUUCCUAAUAAUUGCCAUGCCCUCCCCCUUUCCCCUUCCUUCCCAGUGGCUUCAGGGAAUGCUUCUGUUCCAUUCCAGGUGGUGUAAGGUUUCUUCUUUUCUCUUUUUUUUCCAAUAAAGUCUGUGUGUUUCAAAA